Molecule: messenger RNA, 834 nt
Organism: Naegleria lovaniensis
Lineage: Eukaryota; Heterolobosea; Eutetramitea; Acrasida; Naegleriidae
Exons: 2
Coding region: 1-834 (277 amino acids)
Biological process (GO): protein polyubiquitination; proteasome-mediated ubiquitin-dependent protein catabolic process; cellular response to misfolded protein
Cellular component (GO): cytoplasm
Molecular function (GO): ubiquitin protein ligase activity; protein-folding chaperone binding
Source: RefSeq, a predicted model, not a curated record
AUGGAUUUUGAUAAAGCAGCACAAAAAUUAAAGGAGAAAGGAAAUACUCACUUUCAACGGAAGGAAUAUUUGCAAGCCAUUAAAAACUACCAAGAAGGUUUUACCUAUACCAAUGAUAGUGAUCCGUUUUUCAAGACUAAUAUUGCAUUGUGUUAUAUUAAAAUGAUGAAGUAUGAACAGGCCAUUCAAGAGUGUAAGAUUGCGAUCAAGUUGAGUCCUAAAUUUGUUAAGGCUUAUUAUUUAUUGGGAGAUGCCUAUUUACAUUCCAUGCAAUAUGAUGAUGCAGAGAAGGCUUUUUUGAAGGCUGAAGUUUUGGCAAAAGAGUUGCAUAAUACAUCGAGUUCCAUGUUAUUGAGCAUUUAUAAGGGCAUCGAUCAAUCACGAGCAAGAAAAUAUGAAAAACAAGAGCAGGAACGUCAACAUGUGGUGAUUGAAAUGAAGAAGUUUGUUGAAAAGUUGAUGAACACACAUGAGAAACUAGUUGUACUGUCUGACUCGGAGAGAGAAGAAUUUAAUUUGAAACAAUUUCAAUUAGAAUCGUUUUUUGAUCAAAGCAUUCAUCCUACAAAGGAAUUGGAAGUACCUGAAAUGCUAUGUUGUAAAAUUACAUUUACCAUCAUGAGAGAUCCAGUAGUGACACCAUCAGGCGUUUCCUACGAAAGAUCAGCAAUUUUGAAACAUUUAAAAGAUAAUGGAUUAUUUGAUCCUGUAACACGAAAACCUCUAACACCAGAACAAUUAUAUCCUAAUUUGACUUUAAAAGAAAUUAUUGACGACUGGAUUCGAAAGUAUCCCUACACAAUUACUGAAGAUCAUUACUAUUCGAUUGAUUAA